Molecule: messenger RNA, 2516 nt
Organism: Manduca sexta (tobacco hornworm)
Lineage: Eukaryota; Metazoa; Arthropoda; Insecta; Lepidoptera; Sphingidae
Exons: 12
Coding region: 119-2491 (790 amino acids)
Source: RefSeq, a predicted model, not a curated record
AACACGCCGUGAUCUAUAUUGUAACACACCUUAACGCGCGACAGCACGCAUUGUGUUUUUAUUACUUUACUCUUAAUGAAAUAAAAUUAAUUGUGUAAGUAGUUAACUUGUGUAAGCUAUGAAAACUGUGGCACUUUGCGUAAUAUUUAUUAGCUGUUUUACGCUUGGAGCUUGUCACAUUUUACCAAGCAUACCUCCACAGUUACUGCCAUGUUAUGCCAAUGGAGCUCCAGAUUUAGUGGCCCCUCGGCGCUUAGAUGUAUUCCUGUCAUUAAUAAAAAAACUUGAAUUAAACGCGCAACUUGACAUGAGAAUGUUGAGUACAGCGUUAUUGAGAAGUUUGCGGUUGGAUGGUAUUGAACAGGCAUAUGCUACUGCCGUACAAACAGACUUUAUCCUCCCAUUUAGAGCUUCAGGAUUUCAAUUCCAUAAAUACAAAUUACUGAUGGAUAUAUUCUUGCCGAGCCAGAAUCUCAUUGAUGUUGACGACUUGUUCACUCUGUCUGAGAAGUGUCUCAUGCAUCGAAUGCUAAGUUCGACGGUGAGACAGUGGGAGAGAGGAGAUGAGAAUAUCGUGUGUCCAGUGUCCGCUCAACAGUCGCAGAACAUGGCUACGCAAAGCAACAGUAGUAUUCACAGCAGAUGUCCAAUAGAAGACGGGGUUGUGCAGACUGAUUGGGGCACCAUAGCCCCCGGGACACUAGUAUCCGCUAUCGCUGCCUCAUUAGAAUAUCAACGUGUGAUGGUAACAGACAUAUUGAGCGCCAACAUUUUCAAAGAAGAUGUAGCUGAACAAUUGAUUGAUUCCGCAAUGCAAGACUGGUAUGAUGAUAUAGAAACUUUGACUGAACAAACUCAAAAACAAAGCAUGGAAUCUGUUGAUAUUGGUAAUGUGUGGGUCGCUACGCUUGCUGGUGAUCUAGCAGAAGUGGUGGUAAAUCAAGGACCGAGGGUAGGAUCGGUGUCGCAGCGGAUGGUGGUCGGCAGUAACAACAGAUGGAACGACACGUUGCUGCCUCGACAUUAUUACAUGUUUCCGCAGAACAGCUCUAUUAUUGACUGGCAUUUCACUGACGCCGAAAUUUUAGCCGGUCUUGAUGGCUUAAUAUUAGCCACCUAUGUACCAAAAUGGGUAGAACAAAGGCGCACUCUAAGGCUGUCUCACAUAAUCGAAAUGUAUUACUCUAAUGAAGGCGUUUCAUUUGACACCACUGUAAAGGCUUGCAACAGGCAAAACCUACUUCACAGUAUACUGAACAGUUCAGACCUUCAAACAGAAGCGUCCAGGUUUGCUCAUGUUUUAUCGCUGCGACAAAUUACUGUGUACAUACCUAUUGAAGAAAUGGAACGGAUUACCGAAGCAGCAGUAACGGCAUUUACUACUUAUCUGCCGACGCUCUUAAGGCAGAAUCAUCGCGACUGUUCUGUGGGACGCAGUAUUCCAGUAAUGGACUUAGUGAUAGCAACUGACGGCGCUUGGAAAGGUUACGAUGUGGAGGAAUUUAUAUCUUGGAUCGGUGGUGCAGUUGAACUGAAUUUAUUGCAGAGUACAGUUUCAUUGAUACACGGAAACACUGGUGGAUGGAUAGCGCCGCCGUCAAACAAUUUAACUGCACUGUUUUCACAUAUUCAUAAUUUCGCCGAGGAAUGGCCCAAUCGCCUUAACCUGCCAAACAUAAUAUCGAGUGUGAUUCAGUACUCGUUGAACAAGACGCUCGCUGAUAUAUCAAAUCGAGAUAGUGCAGGGCCGAGUACAGUUGUGCUCAUUAUCAGUCCAAGCGACCGACCCUCUGCGACAGAAUUGGAACGGUCUCGCACCCUCAUGUCAACACUCAGAUCAAGUUACUUCGAUGUAUACUUCGCGUAUGUCGCCCAGGAUGUAGGAGACUUCCAGAACAUUAACAACGAGUACCUCGAUUAUUCAGAGCUGUUUAUAACGGCCAGAUCUACAGCAGUCAGCGACGUUAUCGAUUCAGUGGACACUUAUUUGGUUAAAAGCAAUAUACCGAUAAGGAUAAUGGGCGCCCAAUGUCCCUUCAAUGGUUCAGUUUUCGAUCAAAUCGAGUAUGAGGACUUCGUACUACCUGGCCGCCAGACUUUCUACCGCAUACAUCCUUUUUAUUUGAGACAACAAGCACUUACUCAAGUACAGUUUCGUAAUGAUGGGCAAGGACAACUACUGGCGUGUAUGUGGCGCGGGGCCGACACAUCGCACAACUGUCAGACAAUCAGCGAAAGGGGGAUCCACAUCUUCAACAUGACUACGCCUUGUGCAUCUCCAGAGUUUUGUCUGCCUGCUCAUUUCGUAAUAACUUCAAUUUCGACACAGAAUAUGUGUGCCCAUAAUGAUUGCCGACUACCGAAUCAGGUGGGAUAUUACAUAAGUCACACGGGUCUUCGAUGUCUGCCUCUAAAAGGAUCAGCAACGGUAGUCAACAUUCUUACAAAAUACAUUUUGUUUCUUUCUCUGACAAUUAUUUACUUAAGCUAAAAAAUAAAUUAUUAUAAAAAAAAAA